Fundulus heteroclitus (mummichog) is the source of this 3560-nucleotide messenger RNA. It is a transcript of the gene dis3, whose product is annotated as DIS3 exosome endoribonuclease and 3'-5' exoribonuclease. The coding region runs from base 289 to 3144 and encodes 951 amino acids. The transcript has 21 exons. Gene Ontology annotation, molecular function: RNA binding; endonuclease activity; 3'-5'-RNA exonuclease activity. Gene Ontology annotation, cellular component: cytoplasmic exosome (RNase complex); nuclear exosome (RNase complex). The record is from RefSeq and is a predicted model, not a curated record. NCBI's taxonomy places the organism in Eukaryota, Metazoa, Chordata, Actinopteri, Cyprinodontiformes, Fundulidae. Gene Ontology annotation, biological process: rRNA catabolic process.
AUGGCCAACCAAAACUACCCAUGAGGUUCAUUGUUCAUUUUAGCUUAUCUGAAAAGCUGUUAGAUUUUUUUUAAUACACAUCAUGCUUUUUAAAUUUCUUCAAGACAAAGGUAAAAUACGCAACAUGGACAACAUCUGAAGUAGAACUCCGCAGCUCCUUUAGACUCUUGGAGCGUUUUUGUCGUCCCACGGGGUUAGUUUACACAUGGCUGGUGGGACUGCCUGGCAUCUUCAGAUGGUGUGAACAAAUUAUUACAAUUUCGGCUUUGUGGGGCUUGUAUCUUCGUUAUGUUGAAGUCUAAAACCUUCGUGAAGAAGACCCGGUCGGGCGGAGUGCUGAAGGUCGUGCGUGAGCAUUACCUGAGAGAUGAUAUUUGGUGUGGAAGCGAAACCUGCGCUGAAUGCAAACAGGACUCCACGGUGCUGCAGAGAGACGCGUGCAUGGAGAGCAGUCUGUGUCCCUAUCCUCACUACCUGGUUCCUGACACCAACGUGGUGCUGCACCAGAUCGACGUGUUAGAAGACCCCGUGAUUCGCAACGUCAUAAUCCUGCAGACCGUGCUCCAGGAGGUUCGCCAUCGCAGCGCAACAGUUUAUAAACGCCUGAAGGACAUCGCGCACGAACCAGGAAGACACUUCUACACGUUCACCAACGAGCACCACAGGGAGACAUUCAUCGAACGCGAACCAGGGGAGAGCGCCAAUGACCGUAAUGACCGGGCGAUCCGCGUGGCCGUCAAGUGGUACAGCCAGCACCUGAAAACACCCGGGUCGGACCCAGACGGUCUCAAAGUGGUCCUCCUCACCAACGAUCAAGGCAACAAGCAGAAGGCUGAGGAGAACGGCCUGCUGGUGUAUAAAUUUGAGGAAUACAUCAAGAGUCUAAUAGCGAACCCUGAGCUGGUGGACCGCCUGGCUUUGUCCAACGAUGAUAAGCAAGAAAUCACCAGCAGCAAAGUAUUGUUUCCGGAGCAUCUUCCCUUGUCCAAGAUCCAGGCUGGAAUCAAGAGUGGCUCGUUUCUCCAGGGCACCUUCAGGACCAGCAGGUACAACUACCUGGAGGCCACGGUUUUUGUCCAAGGAAAGGGAGAAGACAGCACAGAGGUUCUUAUCCAGGGCCUUCAGAACCUCAACAGAGCAGUGCACCACGACGUGGUUGCUGUGGAGCUGUUGCCAGAUAAUCAGUGGGUGGCGCCCUCUGCAGUCGUGCUGGAGGACGACGGCGCGGCGAAGGACGACGCCGUCGACGGGGACGAGGAGGAAAAAGUGCUGGAGCCAUCGGCAACGCAGGCGGCCAGGCAGGCAACGGGAAAGGUGGUGGGAAUCAUCAAACGGAGCUGGAGGCCGUUCUGUGGCAUGCUGAAUGUCUCCGAGAUCAAAGAGUCCACCCGCCAUCUUUUCACCCCGGCAGACCGCCGCAUCCCUCGCAUCCGCAUCGAGACGCGACAAGCCUCCACUCUUGCAGGUCAAAGGAUCAUGGUGGCCAUUGAUGGCUGGCCCAAGCACUCCAGAUAUCCAAAUGGUCAUUUUGUGAGGAGUCUAGGAGUCGCUGGGGAGAAGGACACCGAGCAGGAGGUCCUGCUUCUGGAGCACGAUGUUCCACAUCAGGACUUCUCUCAGGCCGUGCUCAGCUUCCUUCCCAAAAUGCCGUGGGUCAUCACACCAGAGGACCUGGCAAAGAGGCAGGACCUGAGGCACCUGACAGUGUGUAGUGUGGAUCCUCCAGGAUGCACAGAUAUAGACGAUGCUCUGCACUGCAGAGAGCUGGAGAAUGGAAACCUGGAGGUUGGAGUUCACAUCGCCGACGUCAGUCACUUCAUCAGACCUGGCAACGCUCUGGACAAAGAGGCUGCUAACCGUGGCACCACUGUGUAUUUAUGUGGCAAAAGGAUAGACAUGGUUCCUGAGCUGCUCAGCUCCAACCUUUGUUCUCUAAGGUCCAACGUGGAGAGGUUUGCUUUUUCGUGUAUUUGGGAAAUGAAUCAGAAAGCAGAAAUUUUGAAGACGCGAUUCACGAAAAGUGUCAUCAACUCCAAGGCGUCUCUCACUUACGCCGAGGCCCAGAUGAGGAUAGAUGACACCAACAAGAACGACGACAUCACGCAAAGCUUGAGGGGCCUCAACAAACUUGCCAAGAUCCUCAAGAGGAAGAGGAUAGCAAACGGGGCACUGACCCUGUCUUCUGUAGAGGUUCGGUUCCACAUGGACAGUGAAACCCACGAUCCAAUUGAUCUGCAGACUAAAGAACUCAUGGAGACGAACUCCAUGGUAGAGGAGUUUAUGUUGCUCGCCAAUAUUUCCGUUGCUCAGAAGAUUUACGAUGAAUUUCCAGAGUGCGCUCUGCUGAGGAAACAUCCGGCCCCGCCUCCUUCUAAUUACGACAUCCUGAUCAAGGCUGCAAAAUCCAAGGACGUGACCAUCCACACGGAUUCAGCCAAGGCGCUGGCCGAUUCCCUGGACGGGGCCAAAGUGGACGGCUUCCAGUACUUUAACACGCUCCUGCGCAUAUUAGCCACCCGCUGCAUGAUGCAGGCCGUCUAUUUCUGUUCCGGCAUGGACAGCGACUUCCACCAUUACGGUCUCGCCUCUCCCAUCUACACGCACUUCACCUCUCCUAUUAGGAGGUACGCUGACAUCAUAGUGCACCGGCUGCUGGCCGUGGCCAUAGGAGCAGACAGCACCUACGCCGAUUUGAUGGACAAACACAAACAGUCGGCCCUCUGCAACAACCUCAACUACAGGCACAAAAUGUCUCAGUACGCACAGAGGGCGUCUGUGGCCUUCCACACACAGUUGUUCUUCAAAGCCCGGGGAAUACUCAACGAGGAGGGAUUCGUUCUGUUCGUGAGGAAGAACGCCAUCAUCGUCCUGAUCCCCAAGUUCGGUCUGGAGGGCACCGUCUUCUUUACCUCCAAAAACAAAGUUUCUCCUAACCUCGUUUUCGACGAAGAGGGUCCCACUCUGAGGGUGGAGCAGCACACGUUCCACAUCUUUGACCGGGUGAAGGUCACCAUCAGCCUGGACGACUCCAACAUUCAGCACCAGAAGAUCCGCAUGGCUCUGAUAAAACCCGUGAUUCCUGGUGUUAGUGUUCCUGCACCUGAGGCAGAGCCACCAGCCAAGAAACAAAAACUGGAUCGCUGAAAAGAGCGCAGCGAUUCACCCAGAAGAAUCCUGGCUUUACUUUUGUACUUAUUGAAAGUUGUUUAGAGAGAUUAUAUCGGUUGUCAUUGUAAGUUUGAUACAGUAAAGGGACACUGGUCCAUUUUUACUUUUGCCCUUGAAGCCGUUCUUUUUAUGAUUUUCAAUACUUGCGGUUUCAAAUAAAGCUGCCCGUGACAAGGGCAGCCGUUUACAUAAAAAAGGAAUGCAUUGGUAUUUCCAAAGUAGUAUUGCUACAGUGUUUUUAAUCUUGAUUUUUGCUGAACACGUCAAACAUUUUGUUCUGCAAACAAACAGAAAAACUCAAGAUCUUAAGGCAAAGAUGAAGAACGCAAGGUAUUUUAAUGUGAAAUACCCUCCCGUGACGGGCUUCAAAAUAAAAGACUUUCGACUCCUAA